GUAUUGACAGUUGAACAGUUUACAUGGUUUUGACCCAGGACAUUAUAGUUUUUGCCACUUUGACAGUCCCGUGAAUCGCGUCGCCCCUAGUAACGAGUUAGCCAUUGUUCUGAUUCAAAGAACGGAUCUGAUCGACUACCUUCAAAAGGAUCUGUGUACAUAAGAAUCAGAAUUGUCACUCAAAAGAGGUCUGCCAAAGAGUGAUUGCUAUUUCUCGAUUCUUUCAGAUCCCUCUAUUCAAUGAUAAUAAUUUACACGGAUUGAUCGUUAUAUCUACACCCAAAGGGCAGAGCAGACACAUUAUUUUCCUUGUUACCAUUUCUCGUGUUAUUUAUUUAACAUGGUGUACUGGUUACCAAAGAAGCGUUUUAUCAAAAGCAGGUAGCGUAUUGGUGAAAAAUGAAUAAAUGAGAUGACAGGUGUUUGACAAAAUCUAUCGAAGAACGUCUGGCAUUCGUAGCUCAACGUUGUAUGAUCAUCUACUCCGACAAAAGUCUUUUGUCAUCUUGCGUUCGAAAAGUACUCAUUAUUUGAAAUAUAGAGAAAUCAUGAACGCCCAGAGAUGCCGCUUGUUGGUUGUGGCUCUGUCUAUGGCUGCCCUUGUUUUCUGGUGUACUGGAGCGUUUUUCCUUUGGGCGGUAAAGGUUUCAGUUGUGACCUAUUUAGUCGUUUUUGGAAUCCUACCACUAAUUUUUCACUACUCCUACGCGAUACAAAAGAAAAUCUUAUUCCUCAACUUUGAUAUUUUGGUUGAUUCAGUAUACUGGCCUCGGAGUGUAGAUUUCGACAAGCCAGAAGAUUCAGGAGUUCACGGUGCCCGAAAUUUUUAUGUGAAGACAGAUGAACGGGUCUCUAUCGGAGCAUGGCAAAUAUUGCCACAGUCUUUGAUGAAUUCAUCGAUUCCUAAGACCAGUGAUGCUUAUGAAUCUGUACUGGAAAACUCAAAACGUCCAGUAUUCUUGUAUAUGCAUGGCAACAGUGGGAACAGAGCUAGUGCACACAGAACAGAAUUGUAUAGACUUUUUCAAAGUCUCGACUAUCACGUUGUGUGCUUCGACUAUCGAAGUUACGGCGACAGCGACGACGUUGAUCUCUCGGAGUCAGGGGUUGUUUCAGACAGCAAAUAUGUGCUGGAGUGGUUAAUCAAAAAAGUUAACGGUUCAGCACCGAUUUAUGUAUGGGGCCAUUCUUUGGGCACUGGAGUUGCAUCUCAUGUCUUAGCCCUGCUAGCAGCGGAAGGAGUCCAAAUUGCUGGUCUUUUUCUAGAAGCUCCCUUCAACAACAUUGCCGAUGAACUAAGCGAGCACCCAUUUGCACAAAUUUUCAAACAUUUGCCGUGGUUCCAUUGGUUGAUCGUUCAACCUUUCUAUGAAAAUGGCUUAAGAUUUGAAUCGGACAAACAUAUUCAGAAGAUUCAAUGCUCAAUUAUGAUUCUGCAUGCGCAUGACGAUGGAAUCAUACCCUUUGCCCUAGGAGAGAAGCUGUACAAUGUGGCGCUCGAUUUCCAUGGUAACCGAACACAACAAAUAGAAAUGGAACGUAUAGAUGCUGCCCUUGGACUUGGCCAUAAGUGGAUAUGUCGAUAUAAAAAGCUACCUGAAUUGAUGAGGAAAUUCGUCGAGAAAUCUAGUAAAACUCAAAGUUUAUGAACUGGUUGACCAAAGAAUGUAAAACUUAGUAUAAUUUUUCUACCAGGUACGUCCGGCCGCAAAAAGAUGCAAUACUCUUUCGACGGCACUCGAGCUUGAUAACAAAUUGUUGCACAAAAAUUGACUAAAAAAAAUUACUGCGUUUUAAAAGAAAACGGUUAGAUACUUUCAGUCAAUUUUUGACCCAGUACAUUUUCUUAUCGAACAAAAGUUUCGCUCAGGUUUCAAUGAACAAAUCGGAUAAUAUACAAAUGGUAGGUAGAUAGAUUGGUAGGUGAUACGAUAAUAAAUUUAUACCAAAAAUAAGAUCGCCAGUUUAAUGCUAAAAUUAAAUGGCUAAAUUCUCACAACGAGUUGGGGUGUGCAGUAUUACGAAAAAACUAUCGCUAUGCCCUAAGGGCUAGAUCUGUUCCUGGAAAUAUCUCUUAAUAAUAUUACUAAAUUUUCACGCUAUACCUUUGCAAAAAAUGUGUGUCUACAUCUAUUCUCAUCAAAUGAGUAAAUACCGAUUGAUUUGUAGUUCAGCACGUGGUCUCAAAGACGUUCUUCUGCAAUUUAGGAAAUUCAUUUACCUAGUACUUAACUAUAGGUUGAUGAGCACCGUGUGUCGAAAAUCGCUUUUGUGAAAUAUUCUAAUCACGUAGUAUUAUGAAGUUGCCGUAGUGCUACUGCUAGUGAAAGUUGAUUUAGUCGUCUUAUAUACUACGUAUUUUUGUACGUCGAUUAUUCCCUUUUGUACAACCACUCGUUCACCGUACGGAUAUUGAUAACGAUAUUAUAUUCCAAAGGCCUGCUACCGUUGAUGAUGUCUCCGAUGUUGUGGACAACCCCUUAAAAUCCUUUCUUUGUUAUCCAGCAAGUAGUUUUCUAUUUCCUCUCCCGUUAAGAUAUUUCCGAACUUUUCAAUAAGAGAGUGGCUUAUAAUGUAAAUGUUUAAGGUGAAAUAAAAGUCGUGUUCAUAA
Molecule: messenger RNA, 2611 nt
Organism: Athalia rosae (coleseed sawfly)
Lineage: Eukaryota; Metazoa; Arthropoda; Insecta; Hymenoptera; Athaliidae
Product: lysophosphatidylserine lipase ABHD12
Exons: 10
Coding region: 549-1649 (366 amino acids)
Biological process (GO): phosphatidylserine catabolic process; monoacylglycerol catabolic process
Cellular component (GO): endoplasmic reticulum membrane
Molecular function (GO): phosphatidylcholine lysophospholipase A1 activity; monoacylglycerol lipase activity
Source: RefSeq, a predicted model, not a curated record